CGUCAUCACCAACCUGGGCGCCCUCGCCCUCUACCUGCUCUUCGGCACCCUCAGCUACUACUUCAUCUUCGACCACGAGCUCAAGAAACAUCCCCAGUUCCUGGAGAACCAGGUGAGCCGGGAGAUCUCCUACGCCCUGCGCUCCCUGCCCUGGAUCAGUGUCCCCACCGUCGCCCUGUUCUUCGCCGAGGUGCGGGGCUACAGCAAACUCUACGACAACAUCGAGGACUCCCCGUAUGGCUGGUCUGGUGUCUUCCUCAGCAUGCUGUCCUUCCUCUUCUUCACGGACAUGGGCAUCUACUGGAUACACCGUGGUCUCCACCACAAGCUGUUCUAUAAGCGCUUCCACAAGCCCCACCACCUGUGGAAGAUCGCCACGCCCUUCGCCAGCCACGCCUUCCACCCCGUGGAUGGCUUCAUGCAGAGCCUGCCCUACCACAUCUACCCCUUCCUGUUCCCCCUGCACAAAGUCACCUACCUGGGCCUCUACAUCUUCGUCAACGUCUGGACCAUCUCCAUCCACGACGGUGAUUACCGCGUGCCGCGGCUGCUGCGGCACAUCAUCAACGGCUCUGCCCACCACACCGACCACCACCUGUACUUCGACUACAACUAUGGGCAGUACUUCACCCUCUGGGACAAGAUUGGGGGUUCCUACAAGAGCCCCACGUCCUUUGAGGGCAAAGGCCCCCACGAUUACUUGCGCAAGCUCCGAGAGAAAGAUCCGGGAGCGUCCAACGGCAUCGGGACCUCCAAGAAAGACCCGGGAGCAUCCAAUGGCACCGUGGCUUCCAAGACUGAGUAGGCUUCCUCCAGAUGUGUCCCUCCUCUGGCUGAAUCUUGUCCCAUUCCUCACCAGCCACCCAAGACAUAGGUCACCAUAUAGGACACCAACGAACAGAGUCCCUGAUGGCGUGAUCAGUGUGCGGUGAUUUUUGGGGAGCGCCCAACGUGCCCCCUCCCAAAUCGGCGGUGUCCGGCCUGCUCCUCACCACAGAUCUGCCCUGAUUUUCCUACUGCUUCCCCUCCCAGCUCCCUUUGGGUCUCUGCUGAGGUCCCUGCGCUGCUUUAGUGCUGUUCUGAUGCUUUGCAAGAAUAACAACAUGGCACAAAUAGAACAGUAACGUGGCACAAAUUAACGUGACUUGUGGCAGGGGCUUUGUUCCUCUGCUGCACCCCUUUGUUGGUUCCAUCAUGGUGUCCAUUGGGACAAGCUAUAUUUUGGAAAAAACCCUACCUUUUGGAGGUGGUGUGGCUUCUUCUGAUGGCUCCCUUGGUGGCACUUCUUGCACUCAACCUCCUUCCUCUUGCCUGGGGAUGUCCCAUGGAAACAUCAUGCCUGUAGGACAGAAGCAGGCUUUGAGUCUUGUGCGUCUCUCUGAGAACACUGAGGGGGAAGGGAGGAGGCCCAGGCACCCAAAUGUGAGGGACAGGGGCUUCUCCUCACUCAAGAGUUCGUGGUCAGCUUCCCCCCUUAAGGGCCUGUGUGUUUCCUGCUGAAAUUUGGGGUGACCUUUGGGGUGACCCAUGUUUAAUAAAUCUCAAUUGCCAACUUG
Messenger RNA from Zonotrichia albicollis (white-throated sparrow), 1556 nucleotides. RefSeq names its product sterol-C5-desaturase (gene SC5D). Lineage: Eukaryota; Metazoa; Chordata; Aves; Passeriformes; Passerellidae. Gene Ontology annotation, molecular function: iron ion binding; oxidoreductase activity. The record is from RefSeq and is a predicted model, not a curated record. Gene Ontology annotation, biological process: lipid biosynthetic process.